CCUCUUUCGGCCAUGGGCGAUGCCUGUUCAAGGAUGGACCUCACAGCCAUCCAUCAAAUUUUGUUAAUGACACACUACAAAGAUGAUGAAGGAACCAAUGAGUUGUCUUUCCAAGAAUGGACUCAGCAAAUGAAGGAUAUGUUGGAGGCGCGAAAGCGUGGGGACUUAGCAUUUCGUGACAAAGAUUUUAGAUCAGCAAUGGACUCACUCUCAGGCUGGAUUAGCUCUUGGAGAGUUGCGAAAGGAAAAUAAUUUCCUAAGAAUCCUUUGGCCAGUAACUAAUCCACCUUCAAGUCAAGAACAUCUUUUACAUCCUCAACUUUUACAGAAGCCUCUCCGCCCAUUCCUUGCUCGAAGGUAUUUUGAUGAUGUAGGAGUGUAAAACGUGAUUCCAUUAAGGACGUCUUGUCCUUUUUGUAAUAUGUUGUAGAUUAUGAAUAUAUAGUGGGAAUGUGGAAUGAAAUUAUAGUGGGAA
Molecule: messenger RNA, 475 nt
Organism: Prunus avium (sweet cherry)
Lineage: Eukaryota; Viridiplantae; Streptophyta; Magnoliopsida; Rosales; Rosaceae
Source: RefSeq, a predicted model, not a curated record